This is a messenger RNA of Rhopalosiphum padi (bird cherry-oat aphid), 3553 nucleotides long. RefSeq names its product protein spire homolog 1 (gene spir). The transcript is spliced from 16 exons. NCBI's taxonomy places the organism in Eukaryota, Metazoa, Arthropoda, Insecta, Hemiptera, Aphididae. Gene Ontology annotation, cellular component: cell cortex; cytoplasmic vesicle membrane. The record is from RefSeq and is a predicted model, not a curated record. Gene Ontology annotation, biological process: intracellular transport; actin filament network formation; Golgi vesicle transport. Gene Ontology annotation, molecular function: actin binding. Bases 569 to 2800 code for a protein of 743 amino acids.
CCGCCACUGACGACUACCGUCUACCAGUUACCAUCGCCGCAAUCAUAGCUGAAGGUUCGUGUUAUUUUUCUCGUUCGCUUGUUUUUCUUGUAAUUUUUUUUAAUUUUAUCAUCGUUUAAAUUUUUAUUGUGUGAAUGUGCGAUCCGACAUCUAGACGUAAGACACAAUUCAAAAUAUACAAUUACGAACCGUUUAAAUCGGUGGUCUAGUGAUUCUCGUUGGCACCCCGUAAGUGGCAUUAUUGUAUACGACUUACGUACCUCUAUUACCUAAAGUCAUAACAAUAUCUCGCGAGUCGCGAUUUCGUUUGACUUUCGUUAACCCUUGUUCUGUGAAACGUUCAGAUUUUUAUUUCAUUUGCGUUUUUGUUUACAAAAACCGUGUCGGUAGUGCUCUCGAAACGUCACGAUCAUUUGUGGUCUCGUACUUUACGACGAACUUUUUUUUUACGAUUCGUUAUUCGUCGGAUCUCUUGAUGACGCGUUCAUCCAUCUCCAGUGUACCCUGUCGGCUUCUAAAGUAUUAUUUGUCGACUUGCAACUACACCAGUCUCAUGUGAGUAACAGACAUGGAUGUCCCAAACAAUUUCAAGCCGUACCUCUGCAAAUUGGACGAUAAUGAUUGUGUUUCACUCGUGAAUAUAAUCAAAUCAUUUAAUACACCUGUUAGCGAGGAACAUGCAUGGGCCCUGUGCUAUCAGUGUGCCAAGUGUUUCAAGAAUGCUUUUGAACGUGAUCCAAACAGGUGUCGUGUGGUCAAGAAUCUAGAAGAAGUUCGUAUCCAUAAGGAUGGAUUCAUCCAUCCAAGUACCAUUUUGAACACUGAAGAAAAAGCUGAAUCUCAUGAAAAUAUUGAAAAACUUAGUAAUGAAAAUGAUAGUAAAACUAUACUUCAACAUCAUGUGAUUGCCAGUCUAGGAUAUAUUGUUUUUCAAGUACUUGAUUUUGGAAUUGAUGAAGAUGAAGAAAGGUCAUUAAAUCCUGAGUUGGAAUCAUUAAUUAAACGAAUGAUAGCUUCAUUUGAAUAUGGUUUGCAUGCUCAAUCUAUGGAUCAUGGACAAUCAGGUGAAACUGAUGAUGAAGGAAUUGAAAGAGAUUCUGCUGAAUGUGAAGAAAUAUCACGAAAUAAUUUUGCUACUUUUGAUGAUGUGUUAGAGGAAUGCAGCAGACAUAUUGGUGUGUCAGGAUUGGGUUCUGAAACUCAUUAUAAAGCUGUAUGCAGAGCAUUAGUGGCAGAGGCCUUAGAGCUUUCGUCAUUUUUAGAUAAAUUAUCUGAUGGAUCUGUCAGUUUAAGACACAGAAAUUCAACUUCAGCUGAAUUAAUUACAUUGGAUUACAGUGAUUGGCCCAACCGCAGAAAGUGGAGUAUUUUACAAGCACGUUUAUGGAUACAAUUAAUACGGGAACUACGACGUGGUGUACAAUUGAAAAAAGUUGACCAAAGGUCUCGUACUGGAGAUGAAUUUGUUGAAUAUGCAUUAACCCCCUAUGAAAUGUUAAUGGAUGACAUAAGGUCUAGAAGAUAUACAUUAAAAAGAGUUACCCCUCCAGAAAUUCCUGCCAGAAUUCAAAGAGAUGCUCACGAUGCAAUACUUGAAUUUAUUAGAUCAAGGCCGCCAUUAAAAAGUGCUGCUGCAAGAAAAUUAGCUCCUCGCCGACAAGAUAAACUGUCACCAAGGGAACAUUUAUUGGAGUGUAUAAAAAGCGGAAACGUCAAGUUGCGUUCUACUUCAUUAACCAAAAGUCCUUUCCGUAAUAUUAAAUCAUCAAGAUCAAUGUCAAGUCCUCCAAACUCUCGUAACAAUAAAUCAAAAAUUCACUAUGACAAUUCAUCUAUGAACAAUUCAGAAGAAGAAUAUAUGCCUAACCAAUCUAUCAAAAGUAUGCUAGAUACAAAUAAAGAACGCAAGCUUAUAAAAGUGGAUUUUUCUGCAUUAGCUCGUCUAGUAAGUUCUGAUUCUGAAGACGAUUUUGAUGACGAUGAAGAAAAUAACUCAUUCAAGACUACUACAGUGGAAAAAACAGAAGAAUCCACAUAUUUGGGCGUGGCCACUCAAGGAAGAGAAGAAAAACAUGGACUUCCUGACACAAAACCCAAUAAAAAUAUCCAUGCAAUUAGAAAACAACAGCGAAGGCACACAAUUGCAGAUCAAUCAUCUCUGCCUUUUAUCAAACCAAUGGAUGGAUUAUGGAAGCAAACUCGCAGACAAUCUAUGUUCAAAAACACUUUGCCUACUAGUGAUUGUUUAACCUUAACUCUGCAAGAGCUUAUACAUAUUCGUAGUGUACUUACCAAAGCAGAGAUAGAAAGUUUACCAGUUGAAGGAAAUUUCAAAGAAGAUGUUGAAAAUCGAAAAGUUUGCUUCUUAUGUAUGAAAACAAGAUUUGGCAUUUUUGGUCCAUGGGGACAGGAAUGCAAAAUGUGCCAACGUACAAUAUGUUCGAAAUGCUGUACCAAGAUGCGUAUGCCUACUGAUCAUUUGUCCCAAAUUCCGGUUGUAGCGCUCAGUCCAAAUGUAGCAAUAUCGGAACAAAAUCCUUGGUGGUCAAAAAGUAGUUGGGGCAGUGCUCCAUCUAGUCCUCAAAAAUCGUUGACAGUUGGUUGUCCCAAUAACAGUAUGUCUGCAAGUUACCAUGGUUCAUCUACAGUCACACAAAACAUCACUCGAACCAAAUAUAGUGCACAAAUGACUGUUUGCUUAGAUUGUAAGACAAUGGUACUGCAAGAAAUCAAAACAUCUAGAGUGAAUCGUUCAAAUUUACUUCGCCAUUUAACACUUGACGUGUCAUCUGUUUAUUAGUCAAUUGCACAUUAAUAUGUAUUCCUUUCUUAGUCACUUAACAUUCCAUUAUUGUUGGUUGAUUGCUAAAUAUUAUUUGCAAUUGUAGUAUUAAUUUACUUAGUGAAUAUUUACUAUAACUCAUGAUAUAACUACAAUGAACGCCUAAUUCAGUGACUAAGAGUCAUUUAUAUUUGAUAGUUGUAUUUAAUUAAUUGAAAUUAAAUUAAUAAACACCAUUGUAGCACAAAUGAAACAUAAAUAUAUAUAUAUAUAAUUUUUAAUUAUAAUGUAAAAAAAUAAUUGAUUAUGUAAAAUUCAUAAAUUAAUGUCUUUUAGAAUUAGUUAUAAUUUUGUUGAAAUUUAUUUUUUGAUAUUGCUACUGCAGUUCUGGAAUCUCAGUAGAUUUGUCUUUGAUUGUUUAGAUAUUCGUCUUAAAUGUUAAUUGCUAUAAUAUUGUAAAUGAUAAAAUCAAUGUUGAAAUUUAAAAUUUUAAACUUAUUAUGUAUUGCAAUAUAUUUUUUUGACAGUUAUUUUCUUUUGAAAUUAAUUAGAAAAUGCUAAAAUUUGAGGCAUCAAAAGGCAAAACCUCCUAUAUUCCUGACAGCCAACAUCCUCGUUUGUCCAAACUCCAAACAUUGAAAAUCAUAAGAACAGCAUAGGAUUGGCAAGAUAUCAGCUUACCUAGUUUUAGAAUGUCUAACGUUCGAUUACAGCUACAUCUACUGUACGGUUUAAAUAAUUUGAAUCAAUUAUAUUGUUUACCUAUGUUCA